AUGGCCCUCCCAGACGCCGCGGGCAGCAAAGGGGAGUUAGCGGGUGUGGGAAAUUUUGAAGUCAAUAACACACUCUACUGGCGGCUGCUCACGAUAUCUCUUCUUCGACUUAACGCUACGUCUCGCCGUAUCAGUUCUAUUCUCCGACACCGACAGCGACCACAUGUGGGCGCUGCGUACACUCUAACGCAUCGCAUGAUAGUCAAGACCGGACGCGAUGUCCGCUUGGACGAGGCGGCCACGAUGAGGUUCAUUGCCGAACACACGACCAUCCCCGCACCUAAAGUUCUGAGUGCAUUUGAACGCAAGGGUACGGCUUACAUUGUCAUGGAAAAAAUCCAAGGCGAAGAAUUGGGCAAAAUUUGGCGCCGAACAUCCGAACAAACCAGGGCAAGUCUGCUGGACCAACUGCGACAGCACCUCGACCAACUCCGGGCACUGCCACCGCCAACCGAAUUUGCUGUUGGUAGCUGCACUGGUGGUUCACUCCAAGAUUUUCGACAAAGCUGCGCCCCGCCGCCAGUCCGGUUUGGACCCUUCAGAACCAUCCAGGAUUUCCACAACUGGCUGAGGGAAGGUCUGAAACCAGGGGAGUCUACGGACCUGGAUCCAAAGGAUGUGGAGGAACUGAACGACAUGAUUGCGAGGCAGGAAGGCCCUUGGCCUCCAUCGGUCUUCACGCACGGUGACUUGAAUCCUUCGAACAUCCUUGUGCGCGACGGCAAAAUAGUGGGCAUCAUUGACUGGGAAAUGGCGGGGUGGUAUCCUCAUUAUUGGGAAUACACCUCCUUGAAGAUCGCGAGCGACCUCGUCAAUCCGAUUUGGCAUGAUAAUGUUGAAAAGUUCCUCAACCCCAUGCCGGAAGAGCUGAAGAUGGAAAGGGUACGAUUUCGCUGGUGGGGAAACGUAUGCUGA
This is a messenger RNA of Diaporthe batatas, 915 nucleotides long. RefSeq lists its product as uncharacterized. Lineage: Eukaryota; Fungi; Ascomycota; Sordariomycetes; Diaporthales; Diaporthaceae. The transcript has a single exon. Bases 1 to 915 code for a protein of 304 amino acids. The record is from RefSeq and is a predicted model, not a curated record.